Molecule: messenger RNA, 1539 nt
Organism: Enterobius vermicularis (human pinworm)
Lineage: Eukaryota; Metazoa; Nematoda; Chromadorea; Rhabditida; Oxyuridae
Source: the annotation of a GenBank genome assembly
AUGGCUGAUCCUUUGAAACUGUUACAUGAUUAUGCUGUUGGACGGCGCACGAUGCGCGAGUUGAAACAGGGUCAUGAUCGGUAUUUUGUCUUUGGCGAUGUAGCGUAUCCUCGAGACGUGAAAACGAAUCUAACGGUCUACAGUCGACCAAAUGAGUAUUAUACUCUUGAAGCUUUGCUUUGCUUGUGGGAGAAUAGAGAAAUGCCCCACACUGCAUAUGUGAAGGAUGCUUCUGGCAGAGGGAUGCAAUGCGUCACUCGCCCCGAUCGGCGGGAGCUCCUCGCUUACUUAAAAGGUGAACGUGAACAACCGCCGCAAAGCGUUGAUGUUUUGGCUCCUAUUCCAGCCCCAAUUCCUGUUUCUCGUUUAAUUGAUCAGAAUGAGCCAGAAAUAAAGAAGCUUCGUUACGAUGGCGAGGAAAACAGGCAGCGAAUUCAAAAUCUGCUUAUGGGUACAGUAACGGAAGAUAUUAAAAGUUCGUCAGAAGGUGUGCGUGACUUAAGUGACAAGCUUACUGCUGACAAAAUUGCUGCUUUGAAGAAUAAACGGAAAAAGAAUAUGGCGAGGAACACGAUAAAGGCUGUCGAUGACUUCCCAGUAUCAAUGGAAUUGGAUGUAUCCGAAAUGGGGGCAGAUGUUUUGGAUCGUGAAAUGAAGAAUAAGGAAAGAGUUUGGAAAAAUAGGAAAAGUAUCAUGGAGUCGGCUUCUAAAGACUUUACUCCAAUUCUUUCCUUGCUUCAUAGUCUAAAAAUGCGCGAAGAAGCAAUCCAGCGGCAAAAGAUUGCUGCGCCACCUCAAAGGGUUUCAACAAACGAAAGGACGCAAGUUCAAUCCGUUGGUUAUUCACGUUACGACCAAGAAAGAUUUAACAAGGACCAAACUGCUGGUUUUAAGAUUGAAACUGGGCUUACAUUCCAAGGCACUUCCUUAAAAUCAAUGUCUUCCUCUGGCGCGAAGCCCAUGGCUGCUGAUUCUCCUGUACCUCUGACAGCGAAAAUGGCUGCGCCGUCUUCCUCAGAUACGCCCUCUCGUCCUCAAAAAAGACAAUCGCGAACUCCGAUAAUUAUUAUUCCUGCAGCAGGAACUUCGUUAAUCACUAUGUAUAAUGUCCGUGAUAUUUUACAGGAAAUGCGUUUUGUGAGCACUGAAGAACGAAAGGCAACUUCACGGAGAGAGAAUGAAGUUCUUUUGCAAAGAGCUAAAGAGGGUGGUGUAACAGUGCCUUACAGAGUUGUUGAAAAUCCACUCAAGUUGAGUGACGAUGAGUGGGGUCGCGUUGUCGCUGUCUUCGUUCAGGGCCCCGCCUGGCAGUUUAAAGGAUGGAGGUGGGGAGGCAACCCAACUGAUAUUUUUUCAAACGUAGCAGCUUUCCACUUAAUGUUUGAUGACCAAAGAUUGGAUAAUAAUGUUGCGAAGUGGAGCGUUAACGUACUGAAGCUCUCAAGGAGUAAGCGUCAUUUAGACAGGGCUAUCCUCGCAAAGUUCUGGCAAGUACUAGACAAACAUAUAGUAAAAAACAAGCCCCACUUGAGGUAUUAG